Messenger RNA from Dichomitus squalens LYAD-421 SS1, 1828 nucleotides. RefSeq lists its product as uncharacterized. The annotation marks the transcript as partial. NCBI's taxonomy places the organism in Eukaryota, Fungi, Basidiomycota, Agaricomycetes, Polyporales, Polyporaceae. The record is from RefSeq and is a predicted model, not a curated record. The transcript has 2 exons.
GCGGAAGAAACAUGAAGUGAGCGGGGUCCGUCCCAAACCCGAUGCCGAGUCGGAGUCCUCGCCGACGGCUCCCAUCGCCCGUCUACUCACCGAGCUCCUAACCACCAUCUUCUCUCUCGUGGGUCCCUUUCAGAGGAGUUCGGAUAUAUACCCCUUCCACUUCGGAGGCGCAGAGACGUGGAUGGGAUGGGUGCCGCUCAUGCUGGUGUGUCGGCUCUGGCGCAACGUCGGUAUCCAGACUCCGUGGUUAUGGCGCAGGAUAGGCGUCACCAGUAAUCUGGAGGCUCUGCAGUACCAUCUCUCGCGCACAGUGGGCUGCACGAUUGAUUUGAUCCUUUCGUACCACAGCAAAGGGAUGAAGGAGUCGAUGCCUUUGCUUCUCCCUUUUGCGCACAGCAUCCGCUCCAUACAGACAGAGCCAUCGGAACCGAUCAAGUUCAAGUUCGAGAGCCUUCCUCUCAUCAAAGCUUUGUUCGAAGCCCCUCUUCCGGCAUUGGAAACCGUCAAUAUCCAAGUGUACACGCGAGAUCCCCGCUGGCAGGAAGCUGGCCCGUUUGACUUGGGACUGUCAGGGAAGCUGCAUCCGAGGGUCCGUCGGUUGGAUGUGGCUUCUCAUAUCGCGAUACCUUGCACACCGAAUGUCUGGGGUGCGCUCCGUUCGCUACGGGCUUGCAUUGACGGGGUGGUAAAUCGGGACAGGCCCGUCGACGACAUUCUCCGCGUUUUGGCCGGUGCCCCUAACCUCGAGUCUCUGGUCGUCUCCGAAGAACAUUAUUCAUAUGACUCCGAGUCAUCCCCUGCCAAUACCAUCGCUCCCAACGGUUCCAUGCCUAUACUACAUCGCCUUCAUAAUCUUCGAAAGAUACGCCUCGAGGGCUCGUUCUGGUUCGUCGCUCGGGUCCUGAAGAGGAUCGACGCUCCCGCUCUGUCUAUCUUUCACGUUAGCGCCUGUCCACCCGCAAAUGUCGACGUUGCCGAUUCGGCCGCUUUGCUUUUCCCACCACCUCUCCGCCAUAUCCUCAGCAAAAGCGAGCAUCUGUACGUCUCCGCCAACAAUGCACUCGACUUCCAGAUCUGCUCGCACGCCAAGAUCCGUACUCCUCGAGACUUCCUGAGUUGGGAAAAUGAUUCUGUGCCUCUGAUUUUCCGUGUCACCGGCUAUACGUGGUCCACCUCUCCGCUCAGUACGGCAUUAAGUGCGUUACGCGAUGGAUUCCAAACGGCACCGCUACAGACACUGUCCUUCGAGAGGUUGCACGUCGCUGCUCCCGUUGUUGCUUGGAAGACACUCCAGGUAACAUUUCCCGACUUGCGGUCCGUCCGGAUUGGAAGCAAGAGUCUAAACGUGAUUUACUGCUUCUUCCUCGCACUCCGAGAGCUGGCGCUGAAGGGCGGAUGGCCAUUGCUUUCGUGCCUGGAGGUUGAUUUCGGCCGCAUCUCUGAUUACAGCAACUCCUUGUCGUGGCACCUCGUCUUGCAGCCCUUGGUAGAGGCCACCCGUGCUUGGAACGAGCAGGGGCUGCGCCUCGAGGACAUCAUUUUUCAGACUUUGCGCAUCACGCGGAGACGAUUCGGGCCCCAUAGGCGGACAUUCCUAGCUAUCAGUAUGCUGUGCGGCCGCUUCAUCUAUCGCAGCCCCUUCUACUCCAAUGGCACUUUCUGUGACAAGUACAUGGUCGAUGUGGUAUCAGAAUUGCUCCCGACCACUCCAGAGUGGCGAACGUGGUCAGGCCGGCAUGGCAGAAACAUAGUGGGCAAGGAGGCCAAUGGGGGCCCUGACAUAGAGACGAGUUUUCCGGACGUUGAAUUUCCCGAGAUAGAAACUAUG